UCUGGCGCCUCCCUGCGCGUCGUCUUCCCGCUCUAGCCAGCUGCAAGUCUCGCGCGAGUCAUACUCGCGCUUCCCAGCACGGCGCCGACUUCCCAUAACCCCCCGCGCGCCCGCCCCUCUUCCUUUUUCCGCCAUCUUGCUGCACUGGCACCAUGGUGCGCAUGAAUGUUCUGGCAGAUGCUCUGAAAAGCAUCAACAAUGCAGAGAAACGUGGGAAGCGCCAAGUUCUCAUUAGACCGUGCUCCAAAGUAAUUGUCCGGUUCUUAACUGUGAUGAUGAAGCAUGGCUAUAUAGGCGAGUUUGAGAUCAUUGAUGACCAUCGAGCUGGGAAGAUCGUUGUCAACCUCACAGGCAGACUCAACAAGUGUGGUGUGAUCAGUCCCAGAUUUGAUGUCCAGCUAAAGGAUUUGGAAAAGUGGCAGAAUAACCUGCUGCCCUCACGUCAGUUCGGGUACAUAGUGCUGACAACUUCCGCUGGCAUCAUGGACCAUGAAGAAGCUCGGCGAAAACACACAGGAGGCAAAAUCCUGGGGUUCUUUUUCUAAACUUGUAAAAAACAGACAUCAUAAUAAAUUCUUCAAAUGGA
Molecule: messenger RNA, 586 nt
Organism: Hemicordylus capensis (graceful crag lizard)
Lineage: Eukaryota; Metazoa; Chordata; Lepidosauria; Squamata; Cordylidae
Gene: RPS15A
Product: ribosomal protein S15a
Exons: 5
Coding region: 153-545 (130 amino acids)
Biological process (GO): translation
Cellular component (GO): ribosome; cytosolic small ribosomal subunit
Molecular function (GO): structural constituent of ribosome
Source: RefSeq, a predicted model, not a curated record